ACUUCCAAGAUUCACGAUCGCUUGCACAUGCAUGCACUCUAUUUUUCGCGAUCUUGCUAGGGAUGCGAAUUGUUACGGUUUCAGAACCGUCGGGCAGCUAUUCCCGCGGAUUUUUGGGACCAAGACGAUAGCGCCGCACUCUGCACAUUCGAUGAUUAAAGAUGUUUCAUAAUUUUUGCUACGUUAUCACUCCCAUCUGGGCAGACUACUGAAGGACGUACUCAAUGAUGCGGAGACGGAGCAGCUAGACGACGCUGACUAUUCGUUCUUCGUUCCCCGCUUCAGUAAUUCUCGUAAUCGGGAAAACCCGAGAAAAAAUUUACUUCCCGCGUUCAAUUCAACGUGAUUUGGACCACAAUCACUUUGAUCGUUCCCGUCGCUAAUGUCGCACAACGUUGAUCUCUCGACUUGGUCGGAUGACCGUCUGGCCGAAAACUCGGAGGACGAGGAGUCACUUGGGGUUGCGAAGUUGAGGGAGCGCAGGCGACGACGGCAGGGGAGAAAGGAGCAGCGAAAGCGGGAGGAGGCGGCGCGGCUAGCUGCCGAGGAGCUGAGGAAACAGAGGAAGCGAGAGGCAGGGGCAGAGGCGACGAAGCGCAGGUCCGUCGCAGUGGUCCUACCAUCAACGCUGGGUGGGAGGCUACCGUGUCUCCGAUGCGCCGAGCGCGGACUGAGCUGCAUCCCGGGCUCCGGGGAAUCCGCACCGUGUGCGGCGUGCAAGAAGGUGAAGAAGGGAUGCAAUCGCCCUAAGAUGCGCGCGGAGUUGGGGUCGUCGUCGGUACGUGCGAGGAAGCGGGUGCGGGUGGAAUCGGAGGUGUCAGAGGUGUCAGAGGUGUCUCAGGAGGAAGCGGAGGAGUUGAGUGUGGAAAGUCUGGUCGCGCAGAUCAAGGGUCCGAUCAUCGAACUCGGCAAGGCAGUUCGGUCCCAGAAUGCCCUGCUGGGCCAACUUCUAGCUCUGGUUGCGGACUUGGGCGCUACCAAGAGGCCGGAAGUCGAUGAGCCCGCGGAGGAACACCCGGAGGCGAACGCGACGGUCGAUCCAUUGCCUACACAUUGCCAUGCCACCUACGACGAAACCGUGGUUUCAUAUCUGCGACCUGCCUGACGGAGCAGCUAGACGAUGCUGGCUAUUCAUUUUCCUUUUUUUGCUUCAAUAAUUCCUAAUCACGACUUGUUGACACAUUGUCAUGCCUACAUCGAAUAUUUGCGACCCGUCUUCUACUCCAGAAGGGGAUCUGCGACCUGAACGGGCAGGCUCCUACCGUCCUUGACAUCUAUAUGACAACACUGCGUCUCAUUUUGUAUUGCCACAAUGAGCUAGCUAAUCUUCGAGUUGUCCAUCAAUUCCGCUGUG
This is a messenger RNA of Cantharellus anzutake, 1354 nucleotides long. RefSeq lists its product as uncharacterized. The record is from RefSeq and is a predicted model, not a curated record. The transcript is spliced from 2 exons. Bases 383 to 1105 code for a protein of 240 amino acids. NCBI's taxonomy places the organism in Eukaryota, Fungi, Basidiomycota, Agaricomycetes, Cantharellales, Hydnaceae.